AUGAAAGUACAGCAUCCAUCAACUCCAUAUUCCGAAGAAUAUUCAGUUCUUUGCUUUUUCUUCUUUUCGUCCAUUUACUUCUUUGCUCAUUACUCCUUCCCUCAACGUCUAUCUUCACCUUCUCUUCAUCGUUUACGUCUUCCUUCUGCUUUCCUUCUGUCAAAUUAUUCAAUUCCUGUAUCGUCUCCUCUUCCUUCCAACCACGUGUUCUCUUCCUACUUCCACUGCCUCCCCUUUUUUUUUAUCUUGAUUUUAGCCGUUCUUCAUCUCCUCUUCAUUCCACAAUUUAGUCUCCCAGCCUUUCAAUAUUUUUCUGAAUCUUCUUCUACUCUAUCUUUCCUCCCGUUUCACACUUCCUCUUCCACUCUUUCUCUUUCUUCUACUACAACUCAUUCAAUUUCUCUCUCUCUCUCUCUCUCUCUCUCUCUCUCUCUCUCUCUCUCUUUCUCCAUUUCCUUUCACGGUUGUUCCUACACUCUUCCCCUCACUUCUCCUCCUAUAUAUUUCCAUCGUGUCUGUUCUGACUUGGUUGUACUGGCUCCUCUAUUUCUGUUCUCUCUGCCUUUCUUUCCUUCUGACUCUUUCUUCUUACACUUUCCCCUUUCUUCCGUUUUAUGGCUGAUCCUACAUCUCUGCCUUCCUUUUCCUUUCUCUUCUUUCAAUUCUUUCUCUUCCUCUUCCAUUCUCUUCUCUCCUUUCCUUUUUUUUCUUCCUUCGAUUUUUUCCCCUUCUUCUUUCUCUUCUUUUUUCUUUUCUUUCGAUUGUUUCCCUUCCUCUUUCUUUCUAUUAUUUCGAUUCUUUCUCUUCCUCUUCUAUUCCAUUCUUUCUCCUCCUCUUCUUUCUCAUUCUUUGAAUUCUUUCCCUUUCUCUUCUCUCUCUUCUUUCUAUUCGUUUAAUUCCACCUCCUUUUUUCUUUUUUUUAUUUUCUCCUUUCUUUUCCUUUCUCUUUUUUCGAUUUUUCUACUUUCCUUUCUUUUCUCCUUUCAGUUUUUCUCUUCUUUUUUCUUUGUCUUCUUUCGAAUCAUUCCCUCCCUCUUCCUUUCUCGUCUUUCGAUACUUUCUCUUCUUUUAUAUUUCUCUUCUUUAUCUUUCUCUUCUUUCUGUUUCCAUUCUUUUUAUUUCUCUAUUUUAACUAUUUUCUCUUUAACUUCCUUUCUUUCCCUCCGGAUAUUUCCUCUCCACUUCCUUUCUCGACAUUCUUUCCUGUCCUCACUUCUCUUUUUCUUUCAAUACCUUUUCUUUUCUCAAUUAUUUUUUAUUCCUCUUCCUUUCACUUCUUUAUUAUCCUUCUCUUUCUCCUUCAAUUCUUAUAUUUCUUCUCCUUUCCACAACAUUACACAUGUUUUCCCAACAUUCAGCAUAUGCAUUUGCAAUCCCAUUUGA
Molecule: messenger RNA, 1383 nt
Organism: Acanthosepion pharaonis
Lineage: Eukaryota; Metazoa; Mollusca; Cephalopoda; Sepiida; Sepiidae
Source: the annotation of a GenBank genome assembly